AUGUCGUGUUUUAAAUGUGGUCGUCCAGGUCAUUUUGCUCGCGAAUGUAUAAAUUAUAUUGAAAAUAAUUCAACAAAUUUUGAUUUAUUGAAUGAUUUUAAUCGAAAUGAACAUAUAUUUAAUAAUCUUAAUUCUUUUGUUUAUAAUAAUAAUAAUAAUAAUGGACCACAACGUUGUUAUCGUUGUAAUGAAUUUGGUCAUAUAGCACGUGAAUGUUUGUCUGAUAAUGAUAUUCGUACAUGUUAUAAUUGUGGUCAAAAUGGACAUAUUCGUAGUGAAUGUAUGGUAUCAGUAAAUCCAAUGUUAAAUAUGAAUAAUAAUUCAAGAAAUAAUACUCAAUGUUAUCGUUGUGGUCAAUUUGGACAUUUGUAAGAAUUAUUCUUUUUUUGUUUGUUUGUUUAAAGUAGUGGCGUAACCAGGAUUUUUUAGUAUGCUGGAUCUCAGCUUCAAAGUAUGGGUCCCAUAUGAAACUUAUAGAAAUUUGAUAUUGGACCCAAAUGAUGAGUUUUCAUCGAAAAAAAUUAGCAUUUUCCUGAGUCCGCACAGAGCCUUUUCUUUCCUUCUCAUAGUAUUUUGUUUUUCAGAAUUUCAGAGGAAGCUACAUC
Molecule: messenger RNA, 605 nt
Organism: Rotaria sordida
Lineage: Eukaryota; Metazoa; Rotifera; Eurotatoria; Philodinida; Philodinidae
Source: the annotation of a GenBank genome assembly